AUGCAUAAACAUUGGAGCCCAUGAUGCUUAGACUGUACUUCCAUGUUGAAUUUUUAACAAGUUUAUACUACUACGUUUAGCGCUUUAAAAAGUAAACACGACGUCGUUUAAGGGUAUUUCGUGGUCACUUAAUGGACACCUCGUCCAUCAUAACACAAGUAAAUCGUGAUGAAGAGCAGCUCAAUACAUUUCCUCCAUCGGAAAAAGGCUCGUCGACGGAGUCCAGCACCAGCUCACUAAAGAAGCCUCGUAACCGUAACAUUUUUAGUAACUUUUUAUGCUGCUUUGGAAACACAAAUAACAACAACACACAGACUACUAAUUGUCAAAUUCCUGUAGUGGAAGAAAAUGGAAACCCAAGGAGCCCUGCUGAAAAGUAUCUUCUUCCAGCUGUCCUGAAUAAGGACACAAAUAAAAAAUGUGCUGUGAUUGAUUUAGAUGAAACUCUUGUCCAUAGUUCAUUCAAGCCAAUCAGCAAUGCUGAUUUUAUAGUUCCAGUUGAAAUAGAGGGAACAGUGCACCAGGUUUAUGUUCUAAAGAGGCCUUAUGUUGAUGAAUUCUUGAAAAAAAUGGGCGAGAUGUUUGAGUGUGUAUUAUUCACUGCUAGUUUAGCUAAGUAUGCUGAUCCUGUCGCAGACUUGUUAGAUAAGUGGGGCGUCUUCAGGUCAAGGUUAUUCAGGGAGUCUUGUGUCUUUCAUCGAGGCAACUAUGUCAAAGACCUUAGUCGACUAGGACGUGAUUUGGCUCAAGUCAUCAUAAUAGACAAUUCGCCAGCUUCUUACAUCUUCCACCCAGACAAUGCUGUUGGAGUGCAGUCCUGGUUCGACGACAUGACCGACACAGAGUUACUGGACUUGUUACCAUUUUUUGAAGGAUUAUCAAAUGUGGACAAUGUUUAUCAAGUGCUAAAAAAUCAGAAUCGACGGAACUCUUCAUGAUGCCAGUCUGCGGUAGAGCCCAGGUCAAACUUCUCUUUGACAGAGACUAUAGUGCUUCACAGACACUGCUUCUGUCUGAUUUUGUGUGAUCCCAGAUAGGACUUGAAUCAAUGUUCAAGAGGUCUUGGAUUGUGUGGAAUCAGGUGGCUAUUGUUUGACCAUGCUUGUCUGAUGUUAUGCAACUGUGACUUAAAAUAGCAAACUAUAGAGGAAAAAUAUUUUUGUUUAACAAACGAGUGUUACAUACUGUAUAGUAAAAGAAUAUUUUUUGUUCCUUUUUGUACGUGCAACGAUCGCAUAAACCAAAAUUAAGAAUUAACUGAUUGUGUUGCAGUCUAAUAUUGUUAGGAUUCUUAUUUUUUAGAAAUUUUUUUAUUGUAAUUGAUUUUAAACAAUUUUUAAUAGGAAAUCUUUACAGUCUGUUGCAUCAUUAAUUUUUUUACGAACAGAUGUUUUAUUUUACAGAUAUUAGAAUUUUAUGUGAUUUUAGAGCAUUAUGGGUGAUAAAAAGGAAAUAGUGUACAAAUGACAACUCUUCAUCAUUACUAGGGGCUAGUUGAUUAGUAUGGUUAUGUGUGUAACCUUUUUACAGAGAGGCUUGUAAUAAACACAGCUGAUCUGGUGAGGUCAGUAUUUUAAUAGAUAGUAAGAAAUUCUAUCAAAUAUGGGAUUAUAGAGGGUGAUAAUUAGCAAUAUUACAGGGCAUUGAGGUAAAAAACAUGGUCUACCACAACAGAUGUUUAAAAAAAGAAACCUAUUCAGCAUUUAUGUCUUUUCUGAUGUGUGGUUGUGACAUUUAUAAUGAGCGGACUUUUUUUGUACCUCUCAAUUUGGAAUGUAUCACUACACGUCCAUUCAAUAGUUUUGACAUUGAACAUGUUGAAGAUUUUCUAAAAUGCUUUCUCUUCUGCUGACCCAAGCAGAUACAUUUUUUUUUUUUUUUUUUGUAAAUCAUGAUUGUAAAGACAAGAUGUAUUUGAUCAGAUUAAAUAUAAAUAAGAUUUUUUGGCAUAGAAAGAUACAUCUCAAUGGAUGAAUGUGAUUAAGUUUGGUCAAUGAUUUCAGUGCCUUACUUCAUCGUAGCGGUUUUUUAGUUUUUGCUUCAGAGUGUUAAUUAUUAGUGUUCUUUUAUUCAACAAAUUAGCUAGCAACAGGGCUCUUGUUGUGGCUUUUUAAAUGUUUAUCUCAAAGUUUUUUUGUUAAUAACAAAGAUUUCUAUCAAUUUUGUCAUAUUUUCUCAGGAUUUUUGAAGUGCCCAUUUGCAAAAUUUUAAUCACAUUCUAAUAUUAAUAUAGACAUCAAUAUGUUACCAAAAAUAAAUAUUUUUGAAUGCUAACCUAUCAGAAUGUAGGUGAACUAUAGCUUAGAAAAUACUUUUAUGUCCUAUUUCUGUUGUAGUGAAAUGUUAAGAAAUUCAAGUGAAUGAUUUUUGCAAUUUACUUGUAAAAUUGUUAACCCAAUUUUUUUUUACCUCUCUAGUAAGUUUAGAAGCUAUGACUGUAGAUAAAUAUGCACAAAUUGAUUAUCAGCACUGUUAAGCAUUAUUGUUAACUUUUUUUUCUCUUUGAUAGUUUUAAAUACCAUGUCCAGAUCUGGCAGCUAUAAAUGCUUUAAAGAUGGUUUCUGGAUUUCUUAUUUUCAUUCUUAUGUUAAUUAUUUGAAAUUCUGUUGAAGUUUCUCUUUUAUAAAACAAAAUACCUUCUUAGCAAGAUUGCCAGUAAAGUUUUGGAUUUACAGCCAUGUCCUGUGCUGUAUAUCCUGCUAGCUUUGUUUCUGCCAUCUGGGUAAAGGGCAUUUAGACAUUUUUAUUCUACAUUUUUCAGGUCAGGAAUUUUACAAAUCUGUGAUAUAAUUUUGUGUUUCUUGUUUAAAGCUGUUAAUUGGCGGUUCUUCCUUCUUUUUAUUCUUUCAGAUUUCUUGCACUUUUAAUGCAAGGAUUCUAAUUUUCUUGCCUCUUGAAUUGCUUUUAUUGAAGGAAGGGCAAUGACACUUUCAGCAGAAAUUUUAGUAACCUAGAUAUUUUAAAAGAAAGAGGGUAGUUAUAUAUUUUUUGUUUUGCUAGCUGAAGAUAGGGCUGAUUUUUUCACAUCGUUCAAACUAGAAGUCAUGUUAAAAGUGUUAGGAUUGAGUUUCUUUGUGUAGAAUUUCCCAUUUUCAGAAUAAAAUACACCUACCAUUAAUAGCUGUUUUAAAGAACAGUACAAUUCUGGACUUGCAACUCAUUUUAAAUCCAACUACAACUGAUAUUUUUUUUUUUACUUGAUUGCAACUUCCUUGUAUGCCCCCUCCCAGUUUCCAAACCUAAGCAAUGCCCUGCCCUCCCACCGACAGUUGUCCUAUUAAUUAAUGAGGGUUUAAGUAUUUUGAAGCCAAGUGUGCAUUCUUCAAUGUGUUAUGUUAUCUAUAAGAAGUAUCUAAAAAUGUCCUAAACAUAAAAAUAUUUAUCUACAGUGUAAAUAUGUAUGCGAGUGUUUGAUUAUAUAAUAUAUAUAUAUAUCUAUAUACAUGUAUUGAAGUUACUCUAUUUUCUUGUACAUACAGAAUGUCUCAUUUAUUCUGGUAGUAGUUUUUAUCAAACAGGCAUUUAAAAUUUCUUGUAUGCGAGUGCCUAAGUGAUGAAUAAUAUUCAGAAAGACUUGAAGAGUACCAUUUAUUUCUUUUCUAAGUCAUUUAAUGCAAAUUAAAAAUAAAAUUGUAUGCAUCAAUGAUAAUGUCAGCAUGUUUCAUGUAUUUUUUGAGAGGGGGAACAUGCCACCAUCCAGGAGCUAAAUCUGAUGAACAAGGACUGCUACACUCAAGUACCAUAGUAUGUUCACAAAGAGUUCAUACUGCAGUUAACACUAUUCCUAUUUUUAAAAAUGGACAGACAUUUCUUUGAAACAAGAAUCAUGGAAAAUAUUUCUGACUUUAUGAAUUGUGAUUUUUUUUUUUUUGUGCUUGUGAGAUUAUCAUUACUGCUUCUAUUACUGAUAGAGUAAGUAUACUGUGUUUUUGGACUUCUUGAUCUUGCACAGUUGUGAAUUUUUUUACUUGAAUCCAAUGUUAGAACAGAUAUAUAGGAAUGAUGAACAUGUAUUAAAAUGUUAAUUUUAAUUUUCAGCUCCUAAUUCAAUAGGCACACCUGUAUUGCAUUUGACUCGAUCACAGAACCAUCUAUUUCUAUACUGAUUAUUUUCUUAUUCUAGCACCUCUCUCUCUCUCUCUCUCUCUGAUUGAAUGUGUUAAUAUUCUUUGUUACCAUGUAAAUAGAAAAAUAAUUUUAGACUUUUAUACUGUAUUAUAUAAGUAAACUAACCCUCAGUGGUGUUGGGUCUAGUGUAUCCAAAUGAAUGAAACAACAGAAAAUGAAUAAAACACAUCUACUUUUA
Saccostrea echinata is the source of this 4306-nucleotide messenger RNA. RefSeq names its product CTD small phosphatase-like protein. NCBI's taxonomy places the organism in Eukaryota, Metazoa, Mollusca, Bivalvia, Ostreida, Ostreidae. Gene Ontology annotation, molecular function: RNA polymerase II CTD heptapeptide repeat phosphatase activity. The coding region runs from base 132 to 938 and encodes 268 amino acids. The record is from RefSeq and is a predicted model, not a curated record. The transcript has 8 exons.